AUGAAUAUUAAUCUAGAUACAGCAAAGGAUGUUCUUUGUAAAAACGUUUUGAUUUAUGGAUAUUGCAAGUAUCAGGAUAAAGGAUGCGCUUUUAGUCAUCAUAAACUGGCAGGAAUGCAAUCGGGUGGAAGUGGAAAUAAUCAUGGUCAGGGACAAGAGUUGGAUUCACAGUUGCCACAGUCACAGUUGGGCCAGCAACAGCAACAACCACUGUUGCAAUCGCUGCAUCACCAAUUGAAAUCAAAACCUUCAAGAUCCCGAUUACAACAACAGCAGCAGCAGCAGCCUCAAGUUCCUCCUCCUUCGUCAACUGCAUCUACCAAAUCAAUCGAAUCAAGUGGUGGAAGAAGAAAAUUCAACAUUGAAACCCCAUUGUUUCAGCCAAGUGGUGGAGGCAAUGAUAAAUUGAUUAACAACAUAACUUCUAAAUUUUCAAAUUUAUCUCCAACUGUCAAAGAUGCACCUGUGUUUCGACCGGAGUCACAAUCGUCUUUUCAUGAUCAAGAUGGGAAUCAAAUGCCCCCUCAACUGCAACAGCAAUUGAAUAACCUGUCAGGACUUCCCUUUGGUACAAAAAAGUUCAAUGUUAGUACGCCAUCAUUUACUCCAUCCAACUUUGACUUUUCUCAGGGUGUGAUGGCAUCGGGUCCUACUUCUAGUCCAGUAUCUCAACAGAACCCACCGCAACAACCUCAACAUUUUCCAAGUCUACUGCAGGGAUUUACACCUAAUGGACCUUCAAGUGCUAGAUCGUUAGGAGGGAUCGUACAACCGCAACAACCUUCGUCUAAUCCAUAUCUCCAGAAUGCACCUAGUCCAAUGGGUCUGGCAAGCCAAGGACAAAUGUCACAAUCGUCUUUAAUGAAUUCAGCACCAUCUAUGUCGGCCAGUUUUUUCCCAUCGCUGCAAAAUCAGCUUCACCAUCAAGGACCUGGACCUGGACCUGGACCAGGUGGGUCCGCUGUAUCACAAAUGCCACCACCUCCACCACAGUCGCAACAUCAACAUCAACAUCAGCAACAUCAGCAAGCUCCAGUGUACCCAUUACAGUAUCACUUGUAUGCCCCUGCUCCACCACCAAGAUUAUCAGUGCCAAUAAAAGAUUAUGAGACUAAUGCAUUAAAGAUGUUUAUCCCCAAUGAUUUACGAGAAAAUUCACAUCGGAAAAAUGAAGCAAGUUUACAAACACUCCAGCAUCUGAAUUUACCGGAACAUGUCAAUUCCUACCAUUCGUUAGUCCCUAUUGAUACCUCCUAUGAUGCUAUAAGUAAAAUUUGGCCCGGUAAAAACAGUCUCUUGUUCAAAUGUUAUUCAAAUACUGAUGGAAAUUUAUAUGUGUUGAGAAAAAUCGAGCCUUGUAAUGAAGUUGCUGAUGAAGCUUCAUUCAAGAGUAUUAAGCAGUGGCAAACGCUUGGUGCAAAUGCUAAUAUUGUGGCAAUUAAAGAUGUGUUCACCUCAUUGGCAUUUAGUACAAUCAGUGGAACGAAAGUUGAGAAUUCCACUGCUUUAUGUUUUGUUUAUGACUACUACCCUACCCUGAAAACCUUGUUGGAACACCAUAAAAAAUCGUUGAGGGUUGAACCAGUGAGUGAAGAUCUUUUGUGGUCAUAUCUUGUUCAAUUGGUUAAUGCAUUGAAAGAUAUACAUGGUAAAGGUUUGAGUGCUGGGUCGUCUAUGGAAGUCAGCAAAAUUAUAAAUACUGGUGGCAACAAGAUAAGAUUGAGCAGUUGCGGGAUUAGUGACGUCUUGGACUACGGCAAACCUGAUAAGCUUGAUGUGGAACAGCUUCAACGCCAAGAUAUAAAGAACUUAGGCAAAGUUAUGUUAGACUUAAGUUCAUUGUUGCUUCCAGUAAAUCUAAGAUCAAGCCAGGAAGAGGUAUUGGUGAGAAACCUUUCCAAUUCAACCAGUUUAAGCGAGGAAUUCAUCAAGGCUCUACAAGCUUUGAAUACAGUAUCUGCCUUGGACGAUGAUGCACCAGGUUUUGAUUUGAAACAAUUCAUAAGUGAUUAUUUAAUUGACAAGACAUUUUCCACCGUCAAUAGUUUACAAAACUCGGCUGAUUAUUUUGAACUGCAAUUAACUUCAGAAUUGGAAAAUGCUCGUUUGUUUAGAUUAUUAACCAAGAUCAAUUUUGUGGUCAACACCAGCGCUGCUGGAGGAGAAAAUGAAGUCAGCAAGUUAUCGUUAAGUGAUGCCAAUCAAAUUAAAGUUAUUCAAUUGUUUCAACAAAAUUUAUUUCAAUUUUUUGACCAUAAUGGAAAUAGAUCUAUUAAUUUGCAUAAAGUAUUGGUCAACUUGAAUAAAUUGGAUUGUGGCGUUGAUGAGAAAUUACUAUUGGUGAAUGAAAAUGAAUGUAUUAUUGUUAGUUAUAAAGAGAUGAAGGAGCUUAUUGAUUGUCAGUUUAGGCAGUUGAAGAAUUAG
This is a messenger RNA of Lodderomyces margitis, 2424 nucleotides long. RefSeq names its product Pan3p (gene PAN3). Gene Ontology annotation, biological process: nuclear-transcribed mRNA poly(A) tail shortening; protein phosphorylation; mRNA processing. Gene Ontology annotation, cellular component: PAN complex; P-body. The record is from RefSeq and is a predicted model, not a curated record. Lineage: Eukaryota; Fungi; Ascomycota; Pichiomycetes; Serinales; Debaryomycetaceae. The transcript has a single exon. The coding region runs from base 1 to 2424 and encodes 807 amino acids. Gene Ontology annotation, molecular function: ATP binding; protein kinase activity; metal ion binding.